CUUUGACUGGUGUAAGGGCUGGGCUGUGCAAUUUACAUUCCACAAUUCAGGUUUUCCUCCCCUAUUCAAAUAUAAACACACACUUCUCCCCUUAAAAGAAGAAAUGAACUGCAGGAGCGUGUGUAGUUUCCUGUCAGGUUCUUGUGAAAGCACUUAAGACGGUUUCUCCUGGGCCUGACUUCACAAGCAGACUCACCAAAGGAGGGAAGCAGUCCUGCAGGGAGCUCCCAUUCAUCGCAGGGUGUACAUUUGUAAACAAAGCCAAAGGGCCCCCAGGAGAGACAUUGGCUUAUUACAUCCACCAUGAUCCUGGACAGAGCCAUCUGGGUCUGCAUUGCCUUCUGCUUUGGGGCUACCCAACACCUGAGAGAUCCUAGCAGGGAGCAGACAACAGCCAGCACCAUUCUCCAACAUGAGCCAUUUGUUGUGGUGUGGAACAUGCCCACAGCCAGAUGUCAAGAGCGUUUUGGGAUCCCUCUACCUCUUGGAGUCUACGGCAUUGUGGAGAACAAAGGCAAUGCGUUUCGUGGCCAAAACAUGACUAUUUUUUACAAAAACAAGUUUGGACUCUAUCCCUACAUCUCCCCAGAGGGUGAAUGGCAUAAUGGGGGAAUACCCCAGAAGGUCCACCUGAAGGAACAUCUAGAGAAGGCCUCAAAAGAAAUAACAGAACUUUUGAAUCGUGACUUUCAUGGGCUGGCAGUGAUUGAUUGGGAGGAGUGGCGCCUUUUCUGGAGACGGAACUGGGGGCCCAAGAAGGUGUACCGGAAGGCCUCUGAACAAUGGGUGCAGGAAAGAUUUCCUGAUCUGUCCCCCAAGCAACAAACUUCCUUGGCUACAGUAGAGUUUGAACAGGCAGCUCGGACGCUUGUGGAGAGGACACUGCAGUUGGGGACAGAGCUGAGGCCGCAGGGUUCCUGGGGCUUCUACCGAUUCCCUGAUUGCUUCAAUGACAAUUGGAAGAAAGGAGAGAACUACACUGGGCGUUGCAACCCCACGGAGGUCCAGUGGAAUGAUCGGCUCAUGUGGCUCUGGAAGAUUUCCUCAGCGCUUUACCCCAGCAUCUACCUCCCACCGAAGCUGCCAACCUCUUACCACCAGCAUUACGUUCACCACCGCCUCAGGGAGGCAUUCCGUGUGGCACAGUUUGGCCUGAAGCAGCCCCUCCCUGUGAUAGCGUACUCCAGAGUCUCCUACAGACAUUCCUCAAGGUACCUAACUGAGGAUGACUUGGUAUAUACAAUUGGAGAGAGUGCAGCACUUGGAGCCGCGGGGGUUGUGCUCUGGGGUGACCUUUCCUAUGCCCAGUCACCUGAGAGCUGCAGGAGCCUUCACCAUUACAUCACCACCACGUUGGGGCCAUAUGUUGUCAAUGCAACCACAGCAGCACGCACGUGCAGCCAUCAGUUGUGCCAUGGGAACGGACGUUGUGUGAGACGGCAGCCUGAUGAGAUGGGAGCCUUCCUUCACCUGGCCCCACAGCGGUGGGAAAAGGAGUCUGUGAUGUCAGAUUUUCUAGAGCCUGAAGUGCCAGCAUGGGAGCAAUUUCAGUGUGUCUGCUAUCCUGAAUGGAUUGGGGCCUGGUGUGAAAGGCCACGGUGGAUAGAGCCCUUCAAAGGACCAGAGCACCAGGCUACACAGUAUUAUGAUACCAUUGAUGCUGCACAUGGCAACAGGAUUAUUAUUAGGUCGAACAUCUGUCCUUCCUCCAUUUAUGAUGAAAAGACAGAACUCCAGAAAUUAUUCCCAGAAAUCCAGCCCUUUAAUCAAGGGCAGUCUUGAUGGAUUUUGUUCGAGAGAGUGAACUUUCCUUGGCUGGGUGACCCUUCCGUUUUCUCUACUCACAGAGGCUGACUUCCUGAGUGACAUCCAGAUGUUGACAACUAGACACACAUGCCAUACUUUCCCCCCACUGCCUUGUCCACUAACAGUUGAAAUAAUCACAGGUGUCAGAUAAUAUUAGUAAAGGCUUCUCUAGAGAUGUGCAUGGCCAGGGAGGAGCCGUAACUCAGGAGUGCAGCCAUGCUUUUGUAUGCAGGAAGUCUCCGGUAGAAUCCAUGGUAUCUCCAGCUGAAAUGAUCAGGUAGCAAGUGAAGCUGGAGAGCAGACAAAUACUGGGCUA
Messenger RNA from Elgaria multicarinata webbii, 2122 nucleotides. It is a transcript of the gene HYAL3, whose product is annotated as hyaluronidase 3. The transcript has 4 exons. Gene Ontology annotation, cellular component: acrosomal vesicle. Gene Ontology annotation, molecular function: hyalurononglucosaminidase activity. Gene Ontology annotation, biological process: carbohydrate metabolic process; hyaluronan catabolic process. NCBI's taxonomy places the organism in Eukaryota, Metazoa, Chordata, Lepidosauria, Squamata, Anguidae. The coding region runs from base 304 to 1782 and encodes 492 amino acids. The record is from RefSeq and is a predicted model, not a curated record.